Molecule: messenger RNA, 3466 nt
Organism: Acomys russatus (golden spiny mouse)
Lineage: Eukaryota; Metazoa; Chordata; Mammalia; Rodentia; Muridae
Gene: Ophn1
Product: oligophrenin 1
Exons: 25
Coding region: 664-3072 (802 amino acids)
Biological process (GO): signal transduction
Cellular component (GO): cytoplasm
Molecular function (GO): protein binding; GTPase activator activity
Source: RefSeq, a predicted model, not a curated record
CGCUUUCCAGAUGGAGUCCUAGGGCGCUGACUGCUCCCCAGUUUCCGUAGGGAAGCGCCUGGCUACUACUGCUUUUGUGCGUAGCGCCUUCGCCCUUCUCUUCCCACUGCCGCUGCCCUGUUGUUGAGAGGAAAGCUACAUUUCCUUGCUGCUAGGCUUAACCAUUUAAGUGCCGAACUCCACAGCGUGCCGGCUCCCAGGAACAAGUAGGCGGUCUCUGCAGCUACCGAAUUGUGGGCGACAAGCCCCGAAGACCCAAGGAAGACAACCGAAGGGAGCCUGUGCUGUCGAUCGGUUUCGGAGUUGGGGCUCGGCCCGCGGGAAGCGGCGGCAUUGGCUUUAAGAAGGGGGAGGGGGAGGCGCGGUCCUCCGCUGGGGAGCCGGGUAAGGAAGCCCAGACGAGCUCGAGAGCGCUGAGAGGCGGCCCCCGCGUCCGCGCUUUCCCUGCCUCCACCCUGGGCCGCCCGGAACGCUGCGCUGCGCUUUGGGGAGGCGCUGACCAGGGGGCGUGCUGCUUGCUAGGUUGCACCCUGCCGGCGUCUGUCUGCGUUGGUAAGCACUCCUGGUCACCCGCAGCCACCGCCGCCGGACUACGAGCUCCUGCUAUACACCAGCGGGCGCUCCCAAGAGUUUCAUUGGAACAGCCCCUCUGCUAUCACAACCAUGGGGCAUCCCCCGCUGGAGUUCAGCGACUGCUACCUCGACAGCCCGGAUUUCCGCGAGAGGCUCAAGUGCUAUGAACAGGAGCUGGAGAGGACCAAUAAAUUCAUCAAAGAUGUGAUUAAAGACGGCAGCGCGCUUAUCAGUGCUAUGAGAAAUUACUCUUCUGCGGUUCAGAAGUUUUCCCAGACACUGCAGUCGUUUCAGUUUGAUUUCAUCGGGGACACACUGACCGAUGAUGAGAUUAAUAUUGCGGAAUCAUUCAAGGAAUUUGCUGAAUUGCUCAAUGAAGUAGAAAACGAGAGGAUGAUGAUGGUACAGAAUGCUAGUGACUUGCUGAUCAAACCCCUGGAAACUUUUCGGAAGGAACAAAUAGGUUUCACAAAGGAGAGAAAGAAGAAGUUUGAAAAGGAUGGUGAAAGGUUUUAUUCAUUACUGGACCGACACUUGCACCUGUCAUCCAAAAAGAAAGAAUCUCAGUUGCUAGAGGCAGAUCUCCAAGUGGAUAAGGAAAGACACAAUUUCUUUGAGUCUUCUCUUGAUUAUGUCUAUCAAAUUCAGGAAGUCCAAGAGUCAAAAAAGUUCAAUAUCGUGGAGCCAGUCUUGGCCUUUCUUCACAGCCUCUUCAUUUCCAACAGCUUAACUGUGGAACUUACACAGGAUUUCCUCCCAUACAAACAGCAGCUGCAGCUCAGUUUACAGAAUACGAGAAAUCAUUUCUCCAGUACCCGAGAGGAGAUGGAAGAACUUAAGAAAAGGAUGAAAAAAGCUCCUCAGACACGCAAACUUCCAGGACAGCCAACCAUUGAAGGCUAUCUCUACACACAGGAGAAAUGGGCUCUAGGGAUAUCCUGGGUGAAAUACUACUGCCGGUAUGAGAAAGAGACCAGGACACUCACCAUGAUCCCUACGGAACAGAAGCCAGGUGCUAAGCAGGGACCCGUGGACUUAACUUUGAAGUACUGCGUGAGACGGAAGACCGAGUCAAUUGACAAGAGGUUCUGUUUUGAUAUAGAAACUAAUGAAAGACAAGGUACCAUCACUCUGCAGGCGCCUUCAGAAGCCAAAAGAAGGCUAUGGAUGGAAGCCAUGGAUGGCAAAGAACCUAUCUACCACAGCCCUAUAACAAAACAGGAAGAAAUGGAGCUGAAUGAAGUGGGGUUCAAGUUUGUCAGGAAGUGCAUCAAUUUUGUUGAGACCAAAGGGAUCAACACGGAAGGGCUGUACCGCACCGUUGGCAGCAACAUCCAGGUUCAGAAGCUGCUCAAUGCCUAUUUUGAUCCAAAAUGUCCAGGGGAUAUUGAUUUUCAUAAUAGUGACUGGGACAUUAAGACAAUCACAAGCUCCUUAAAAUUCUACCUCAGGAAUCUUUCCGAACCUGUCAUGACUUAUAAGCUUCACAAAGAGCUCGUGUCUGCUGCCAAAUCUGACAAUCUGGAUUACCGUCUGGGGGCUAUUCACUCCCUAGUAUAUAAGCUACCAGAAAAGAACCGGGAGAUGCUGGAACUUCUAAUCAGACACUUGGUAAAUGUGUGUGAGCACAGCAAAGAAAAUCUUAUGACACCUUCCAAUAUGGGGGUAAUCUUUGGGCCCACCCUGAUGAGAGCUCAAGAGGACACAGUGGCUGCUAUGAUGAACAUCAAAUUCCAGAACAUUGUGGUAGAAAUCCUCAUUGAGCACUUUGGCAAGAUUUAUUUAGGUCCACCUGAGGACAGCCAGGUGCCUCCCGUGCCUCCACCACGAGUGACACCAAGAAGGCACAAACCAAUCACAAUCUCAAAGCGUUUGCUGAGAGAAAAGACGGUGUUCUAUACUUCUUCCCUGGAUGAAAGUGAAGAUGAAACACAGCAUCAAACUCCUAAUGGUACAAUCACUAGCCACCUGGAUCCCCCCAAGCUACCACAGCACCUCAAACUACCCAUGCAGAAAAGUGGGGAAACUGACCCUGGAAGAAAGUCCCCAAGCAGACCUGUUUCUGACUGCCAAUCAGAGCCCUGCCUAGAGGCGGAUAUGGGGAAGGCGGUAUUUAGGUUGCAGGAUGGAGGGACCAAGGCAACUCCAAAGGCCUCUAAUGGACCUGUGCCAGGCUCCGGACCGACAAAGACUUCCUCGUUCCCUAUAACGAGACCAGCUCCCCGGCCAGUAGUUCACCACAAGGAAGGAGACACCGACUGUUUCAGCAAAGUUCGGCCCCUAGGAGAAAAGCAAACAAUCAUUCGUCCUCCAGUGAGGCCCCCAGACCCUCCUUGUCGGGCCAGUACUUCACAAAAGUCAGAGGCAAAGCCAGAAACAGUGGCGAGCAAUGCAGGGGAAAUCCCAUCAUCUGUGGUGGCAUCCAGGACCAGAUUCUUCGAAACAGCUUCCCGGAAAACUGGAAGUUCUCAAGGAAAACUUCCUGGAGAUGAUAGUUGAGGCCAAAGGUUCGAAAGGACUUGGCCUUGAGGGACUCUUUCCUGAAAGGGUCUACUUCAAAGCCUUGUGAGCUAUUGGUGCUGAAGAGCAGCUCAUUUCUGGCUUUGUAUCGUCCAUGUCUGGGAAGCUAUGAAAUAAGGAGCACAUGUAAUAGACACCUGUGUGUUUCUCCUUUUUAUUUUGUCUUCAUCUCCCCAGAAUCUUUGUUGUGAGCAGCUCCUAGGACACUGGAUGGCCGGAUUCUCAUGAGCUCCAAGCUCUACUGAAGUGAGAAUACCCACUGGCCUGUAUUGAAGAGGAGAGCCUCGUUUUUCCCUCUUCUCUGAACUUGUUUCCUUGAAGGUCAUUGGAUUCUUCAUGAUUCAGGGCUAAAGAUUGAUCUUAGUGUGUGUGU